AUGAGUGCUUUAAUCGCUGCGUCAAGAUCUACCAUGGCCUUCCGUGCCGUUGCUUGUACUAAACAAUACAGUGCAGGGUAUUUGCAAUUAGCAAGAUUAUAUUCAUCAGGGAAAUUUCCUCCUCAUACCGUGAUCAAUAUGCCAGCGUUAUCACCAACAAUGACUCAAGGUAACAUUGGUAGUUGGAGUAAGAGUGUCGGUGACGAAUUGCACGCGGGAGAAGCAAUUGCUGAAAUUGAAACUGAUAAGGCCUCGAUGGACUUUGAGUUUCAAGAGGACGGGUACUUGGCCAAGAUUUUGUUAGGAGACGGAACCAAGGAUGUUCCAGUGGGUAAGCCAAUUGCUGUGUACGUUGAAGAGUCGGAAGAUGUGCAAGCUUUCGAAUCUUUCACCGCGGAAGAUGCUGGCGAUGCCAGCACUGAGGCCAAGGCACCAGAACCGGAAAAGGAAUCCAAGGCAGAGGAAUCGAAGCCAGAAGCCAGCGAAAAGAAAUCGAAGUCCGAAAGCGCUCCAGCUCAAUCCAAGCCAGUUGCGGGUAGAAUUUUUGCUUCUCCAUUGGCCAAGACCAUCGCGUUGGACAAGGGUAUCGCUUUGAAGAACAUCAAGGGUUCAGGACCAAACGGUAGAAUUGUGGCCAAGGAUGUUGAAAACUUCAAGGCUCCAGCUGCUGCUGCUGCUGCUGCUCCAUCGGCCACCGCUGCUGCUUACGAAGAUGUUCCAAUCUCAAACAUGAGAAAGACCAUUGCUACCAGAUUAACCCAAUCCACGCAAGAAUCUCCUUCAUACAUCGUUCAAUCGCAAAUUUCUGUUUCUAAGUUGUUGAAGUUACGUCAAUCUUUGAACGCCGCUGCUGACGGUAGAUACAAGUUAUCGAUCAACGACUUGUUGAUCAAGGCUAUUGCAUUAGCCAACUUGAGAGUUCCAGAAGCCAACUCGGCCUGGUUACUUGACCAAGGUGUCAUUAGAACCUACUCCAACGUCGAUGUUUCUGUCGCUGUUGCCACCCCAACUGGUUUAAUCACUCCAAUUAUCAAGAAUGCCCACACCAAGGGUUUGUCUGCUAUCUCGAACGAAAUUAAGGAAUUAGGUAAGAAGGCCAAGGCUGGUAAGUUGGCUCCUGAAGAAUACCAAGGUGGUACCAUCACCAUCUCUAACUUAGGUAUGAACCACGCCGUCAACAGCUUCACCUCGAUUAUUAACCCUCCUCAAUCAGCUAUCGUUGCUAUCGGUACUGUCGACAAGAAGGCUGUUCCAUCUAACGUUAAUGAACAAGGUUUCGUCUUUGAUGAUGUUAUGACCAUCACCGGUACUUUCGACCACAGAACUGUCGAUGGUGCCCUUGGUGGUGAAUGGAUUAAAGCAUUAAAGACUAUUGUCGAAAAUCCUUUAGAAAUGUUAGUCUAA
Molecule: messenger RNA, 1404 nt
Organism: Debaryomyces hansenii CBS767
Lineage: Eukaryota; Fungi; Ascomycota; Pichiomycetes; Serinales; Debaryomycetaceae
Gene: LAT1
Product: dihydrolipoyllysine-residue acetyltransferase
Exons: 1
Coding region: 1-1404 (467 amino acids)
Biological process (GO): pyruvate decarboxylation to acetyl-CoA
Cellular component (GO): pyruvate dehydrogenase complex
Molecular function (GO): dihydrolipoyllysine-residue acetyltransferase activity
Source: RefSeq, a predicted model, not a curated record